This is a messenger RNA of Mycetomoellerius zeteki, 1836 nucleotides long. RefSeq names its product Zinc/iron regulated transporter-related protein 88E (gene Zip88E). Gene Ontology annotation, biological process: zinc ion transmembrane transport. Gene Ontology annotation, molecular function: zinc ion transmembrane transporter activity. Gene Ontology annotation, cellular component: plasma membrane. Bases 334 to 1431 code for a protein of 365 amino acids. The record is from RefSeq and is a predicted model, not a curated record. Lineage: Eukaryota; Metazoa; Arthropoda; Insecta; Hymenoptera; Formicidae. The transcript has 4 exons.
AACAUCCACGUCGGUGGAUAGCAGAUGCCAAGUGUCGGUCUCUAUCAGCGUUAUCAUUGUCGUCAGAUUAAAGUCUGGAGACAUCACGAGUCGUGCCGUUGCGACGCACAUGCAACGUGUCUUCAAAGUAUUCCUAAAAAAAAAAAAAAAAAACAUCUUGUUUGUCGUGUGAGGAUCGAGGUGGAAUUUCCGCGAAUUUGGUAUUCGGUGGUGUCAGAUGAGAUACGCUAGUUCAAGUUAUUAUUGCGAACGAGGAUAUAGGGAUCGAGAUUGCGGGCGUCUGAAGCGUCGAAACUCGUAACGCAGCGAGAUAUCUAAUAGCUAAACGAAACGAUGUUCAGCAACGCCGUGCAAGCGAAAUUGGCGUCGAUGGUGCUGGUUGGCGCCGGCAGCUUCGUCGUCGGCAUCGUGCCCGCUUGCUUCAUCUCGCGUACUCGUCAGUUCCAACAGAAGCUGCUGCUUUCUUGUACCUUGUGCUUCGGCGCUGGUGUUCUCCUAGCCACCGCGAUGCUUCACGUGCUACCGGAAGUACGCCGAGGUCUGUCGGAUUAUUCCGAGCUGGUGUUUUCCUGCGGCUUUCUCGUGCUGUAUUUGGUCGAAGAAUGCGUGCAUUAUUUUUGUCGGGACAGAAAUCAUGAGUCCGAGCUGUCCGAGACGGAUUCUCGUUCUUCCGGAUUCAUGGACUCUAGGAUCGCGCACGAGCGAGGUUGUUCGAACUAUCAAAAUCAAAGUGUUGGUUACAAUGCUGCCUCGCAAGACAGCAAGGUGUACAUGUCCGAAGGCGACGUGAAAUUACCGCUCAAUUACCGACAAAAUCCUCUUGGUAAUAAUGCCAAUAACGCGCAGACAUUUACUACCUACGGCACGACGCGAUGCAUCGCGUGUGACUGUCGUUCAAGAUUGUCGAACGAAGAAAAUACAUUUUUAUGUCACGGAAAUCAUGGCGAACAAUGUACCGAUGCCAAUACUGGUCUCGCCGGUCUCGCUGUCGCUCUCACUGUACAUGCCGUUCUCGAAGGACUUGCGAUAGGAUUGCAGACGAAAAUUGCAGAGGUGUUGUUAUUAACCGGAGCGGUAGCAUCACACAAGUUUGUCGUCGGCUUCUGUUUGGGGCUGGAAUUAGCGGGAGUUAGUAAAUCUGUUCCUAAAUUAAUAUUUACGAUUUUUCUAUUCGCCAUUGGAUCCGUCAUCGGAAUCGGCAUUGGCAUGCUAACGUUUCAGGCGGAUACGGAUUGGUCCAAGGUGGUAUUACCAAUUUUGCAAGGUCUCGCAGGCGGAACUUUACUAUACGUUACCGUAAGUGAAGUUCUUCCGAGGGAAAGGACGCGAUGGCACAAAAGUUCAUGCAGAUUUGCGGGCAUUUUACAAUUUCUAUCGGUAGUCGUUGGAUUUGUCGUCAUCUUUCUUCUUAAUAACUACAUAGGCGAGUAAAUUAAUUCCAACAUUAAUUAGAUACUGGGUCGUUGUAGAUCAGUCGUAAAUAUUUCGAAAUCGAGUCACUUCAGGCAAUAUGCUAAUUACGCCGUGUAUAUUCUCAUAAAGCUGUGUGAUAUACAUUCGAAUAUGUGUUGCACUGUAAUAUUAGAUAUGUUGCAAAUCAAGUAACUGAUAUUUUUCUUCGAGCAUUUGAGAAUGUAAAAGCAUUGUGGAAGCGUCAAGAAUACAGAAGAAUAUUGAAUUUUUGUAACUGUGCAAUUCUCAUUGCGAUGCUAAUAGUUUAAUAUUUUAACAAUUAAUUUGAUUGUGUAAUAUAAUGUAAAUAAUACGUAUCUAUAACUUUGUUUAUACUUUAACGAAAUUAAAAUUACGAUCGAAAUAUCAAACUCUUUAAACACA